CGUGACAGUCGGGAGCGGCGAUUGAGUGCAGCAGCGCAUUCAGGAGAGAAAUUGAAACAGAAGUAUCGAUCCCAUUAAACUGGUAUUGAUCAAUAUCAGUACCAACAUUAUCAUCGGUAUUGUCGAUCCUUGGAUACUUGCACCACUACUGCACUUCAGUCACAUAGUUUGCGAUUUCUGUCAUCGCUGUUACUAACUCUUCAUCUGCAGGAACCUUUCCUGCUGGUAUCAUACAUGCAAGUGCUACCUUUAUCCCUGCAUGAGCUUUAAAUGAAAAGCCGAACACUGAUUUCAAACUUCUGGAAAGAACUGGACCAUAAAAUAUGGACGGAUUGACAAACAGUCUGGAUGACAGGUCACGAGGCUGCGGCCCAGAGCUUCCUGACAAGCUCUCCCUGAUGGAGGCCCGUCUGCGGGCACAGGAGGAUGAGGUCACGCUGCUGAAGUCAUCUCUGGCAGACGCUCUGCGCCGACUGCGCAUCCACGAGCAGCAGACUCACCUGCUCUGGCAAGAGCUCAGUGCAGUUAACCCAGCUGCUGCUGAGGCCCUGGGCCAGUUCUGCCACGGCAGUGUCCUCUCCAGCUACAGCAUAGCUCCCAGACAGAGACGUCAAAGUCAGGAGUUUCUCGGAACGUUCAGUGCUCCUGAGGGUGACAUGGAUGGCUCUGGAGCCACCGUCUGCCCUCGGGACUCACGGCAGAGGCCUGCUGCUGCAGACAGAGCCACGCAGACAGAGCCCUCUGAGCGAGUGUCGCUGGCACGCACGCGUGCUGUGCAGAGCCUCUCGCUGGAGGAUGCCUUCAGCGACAGUGAGAGGGAGGACCACGGUGGUGGGGAGGCAGCCUGCAGCACCUGGACCGCUGUCGUGGAGGAGCCCAUCCACGAGAGCUGCGUGACGGCACUCUGCCAGCACUGGCCUGAGCAAGACCUCAACUCUGUUGAUGGGUGUUUCAGUGAGCAGAGCCCCCCAACCACAACCAUGGAUCUCAGUUCCCCCGCUGUGCCCAAGGACCGGACACCAAGUAACCGGGUCAUUGCCGUCUCCUCACCUGCAGACACCCAGAAGAAACUUCUGAUGCGUCGGAAUACGGAGCGGCUGGUGAAGGACGUCCCCGAGAGGCCCAGGCAGAAGCUGGCCAGGAAGGUCGUGUCGUCCAGCAACCUGCUGAGCCACUCCAACAGUCCAGAGGGCCGGAGCAAAGAGCAAAUUUCCGGUGCAGGAACUUCAAGAAGAGGGACAUACAGCCAGGGGCAGUCGGUGAAGAUGUUCAUCCGAGGACGGCCAAUCACCAUGUAUGUGCCAUCCAACUUCCAAAACUACGAGGAGCUGCGCAUGGAGCCCCCCGUGGAGCGGCUGGAGCUGGACUGGGUCUAUGGUUACCGGGGCCGGGAUUGCCGAGCCAACCUGCACAUGCUGCCGUCAGGGGAGGCUGUUUACUUCACAGCAUGUGUGGUGGUGCUGCACCACAUCCACAGCCACCGCCAGCGACACUACUGCAGACAUACUGACUGCGUGCGCUGUCUGGCUAUUCAUCCAGACCAGGUGCGUGUGGCGUCAGGUCAGAUGGCUGGAGUGGACAAGGAUGGUAAACCCCUUCUUCCCUUCGUGCACAUCUGGGAUUCAGCCACCCUUGUCACACUGCAAGAGAUCGGACUGGGCAGCUUUGAGAGGGGAGUCAGCUCUGUGGCCUUUUCACACGCAGAUGGGGGGGUGUUUCUGGCUGCCAUCGAUGACUCCAAUGAGCACAUGCUGACAGUGUGGGAUUGCCUGAAGGGGACCAAGCAAACAGAGAUCAAGAGCACCAAUGAGGCUGUGUUUGCGGUGGAGUUCAACCCCAGUGACAGCAGCAACAUCAUCACCUGUGGCAAGUCUCAUGUCUACUUCUGGACCAUGAGCGCUGGGGGCCUGACCAAGAAGCAGGGCAUCUUUGGAAAAUACAAGAAGCCCAAGUUCAUCCAGUGCUUUGUGUUCAGCUUGACGGGGGACGUCCUGACCGGAGACUCGGAGGGCAGCAUCCUGACGUGGUGCAAAUUAGCUGCUGAUGUAAAAACCUUGGGAAAGGGGGCCAAAGAGACCUACCAGAUCGUGAGACAGACGCAGGCCCACGAGGGGAGUGUCUUCACCCUGUGUAUGCUGCAGGGGGGCACCCUGCUCAGUGGGGGAGGCAAAGACAGAAGGGUUGUUCGCUGGACUGUGGACCUGAUGCCCGAGAGAGAAUGUGAGAUCCCAGAGAAGUAUGGAGCCGUCCGUACCAUUGUCCAUGUAGGUGGGGAAGAGCUGUUAGUUGGUACAACCCGGAACGCCAUUCUUAGAGGGACUUUCUCACACGGUUUCGUGGCCAUAGUUCAGGGGCAUAUGGAUGAGAUGUGGGGACUGACUACGCACCCCAGCCAGAGCACCUUCCUCACUUGCGGCCACGACAAGCAGAUGUUCUUCUGGAAUGCAGAGGAGCACAGGAUGGAAUGGUGUGCCAUGCUGGAGGAGUCUGGUCUGUGUGCUGAUUUCUAUCCCAAUGGCAGUGUGGUGUCUGUGGGCCUCAGCACUGGCAGAUGGCUGGUACUGGAUCUUCAAACCAGAGAUAUUGUGUCAGACUGCACUGAUGGAAAUGAACAGCUGUCCGUCAUGAGGUACUCACCUGAUGGAAGUUUCCUGGCAGUAGGGUCCCAUGAUAACGUCAUCUACAUCUACAGCAUCACCGAGGGAGGGCGCCACUGCACUCGCUUUGGAAAGUGCACGGGCCAUUCCAGCUUUAUUACUCACUUGGACUGGUCCAAAGAUGGAAAAUACAUCAUGUCAAACUCAGGAGACUACGAAAUUCUCUACUGGGAUGUGGCCAGGGGGUGCAGGCUGCUGAGGAACCGCUACGACAGCAGGGACCGCGAGUGGGCGUCCUACACCUGUGUGCUGGGGUUCCACGUCAUGGGUGUGUGGCCAGAGGGAUCAGAUGGUACGGACAUCAACGCCCUGUGUCGCUCCCACUGUGAGAAGAUGGUAGCCGUGGCUGACGACUUCUGCAGGGUGCACCUGUUCCAGUACCCCUGCCCCAAGCCCAAGGCCCCCAGUCACCGGUACGAGGGCCACGGCAGUCAUGUGACCAACGUGGACUUCACUCACAAUGACAGCCACCUGCUGUCCAUGGGGGGAAAGGACACCACCAUACUGCAAUGGCGAGUGAGGCGGGGAGGAACAGAAAUGCUGGGAACACAGGCUACCAAUCAGCAAAUCAGAGCCGAGCAGCGAGCUGCGCAGACUGCACUCCCUGCCCUGGACAUGUCCGUGGGCACAUCUGUGAGCUGACUGCACAUCUGUGAGCUGACUGCAUAUCUAAAGGGGUCAGAUCUUCACACUGGUGAAGGGAGGACUGGCAUCCUGUCCAGGGAGCACCCCAACCCUGUGCCCUGCGAUGGACUGGCACCCCCCAGCCCUGUGCCCUGCGAUGGACUUGCACCCCCCAGCCCUGUGCCCUGCGAUGGACUGGCACCCUGUCCAGGGGGUACCUUCAGUUUAAAAUACUUAUCAGUUAAAAAAAUUAUGAUUGCUUCAAUUUGAGAUGAGUAAAAAUAGGUUCCAUGGAAGUAAUGUGUCCUCACAAUCCUAAGCAGUGCAAUUACUUGUGGUUCUGCGAGAGUGGGACAGAAAAAGGUGACCAGAAUAUUCUACCAUCACACUGCAUGCAUUGCAUGUUUCCCAGUGGACGUGGGGACGUGGUUUCUCCCAUAUUUUCCUAUACAUACACUUCAUACUUACACCACCACAUUGUUUAGGGCAGGGGCCAUCAACAGAACUACCUGACCAGGAUACUUGCCUGGUUGGUAGCCAUUCUACGCAUAAUGAGGUAGAUGUGAGGGCUUUUGUUGGUAAUGACUAGAAACUGGUUUGGAAUAAUACAUAGCAGCCUACGCUGUAGCAUAUAAGCUUGUUUGGACUAUGCAGUUGGAUACAUUAUUAAUUUAUCAACAAUGCAUUCUAAAUUUUCAGUCCGUGCUACUAAUAAAACUAAGAUUUACGUCAUAUCAUACAACCUCAUUGUUAAAUUGAUAGAAUAAAACAUAAAACAAUUGACAUUACAAUACAACUGAAGAAAUGAGUAUACAUCUUAUUAAACUAAUUGAUUGUCUAUUAUGGGUUACAUGCAAUAAAAUUGAAAGAUUUUUUUUUA
Brienomyrus brachyistius is the source of this 4161-nucleotide messenger RNA. Its product is annotated as echinoderm microtubule-associated protein-like 3. The record is from RefSeq and is a predicted model, not a curated record. Gene Ontology annotation, molecular function: microtubule binding. Gene Ontology annotation, biological process: microtubule cytoskeleton organization. The coding region runs from base 324 to 3299 and encodes 991 amino acids. The transcript is spliced from 25 exons. Gene Ontology annotation, cellular component: mitotic spindle. NCBI's taxonomy places the organism in Eukaryota, Metazoa, Chordata, Actinopteri, Osteoglossiformes, Mormyridae.